AUGACCGCUCUCCAUGCCCACUUUCACCUACGCAACCAGCAGGCCUUCCAGCGCCUGCUGGACCCCACCCGGAGUCAGCGCGACCCCGGCGGUCUCAGCACCAGCGGAGGCAAGUCCUGGUCGCGCCCCAGCCCGCUGAGUUCUGCGCCAUAUGUCGACGUCAACGCGAAAGACCACCUUGGUAGGACUGUCCUUCACCUCGCGGCCUCGUCCCAGGAUGCGUCCGCCCCGGAGUUUGUCCGCCUGCUUCUCGCGCAUCCUACAAUCAACGUCAAUAUCGCCGACGCAGAGAGUCAUUGGACCCCGCUCCACCGUGCGCUCUAUCACGGAAACCUCGCGACAGCCCAGCUGUUGCUCCAGCGGCUGGAUAUCGAUACUACUCUCCGGGACAUUGAAGGAUACACGCCGUUCGACUUGUACAACUCUACCGUCGAGGGUACAGUGCCAGACCAUGAUACGCUGCGAGGUCAAGAGCUUUACACUUGGGGAUCCAACAGAAACGCCGCGCUUGGAGUAGGAGACGGAGACGACAGAGCUAUCCCCGAGUUGGUCUCCUUGCGCGUGUCCCCUGUUCCGCAGACGGAAAGCCUCAAUGCUCGCUUCACCCCCAUCCGCGUCCGUCAAGUUGCCAUGUCAAGACUGCAUACAGUCAUCGUGACGGACGAGCCUCGCGGAAAUCUACGUGUUUGUGGAUUUGGCAGCGGUGGUCGUCUGGGUCCAGGCCAACACACCCAAUACACACCAGUCCCUCUUCCCGGCUUCAACCUUGCCGUCGAGUCUGUUGCGGUUGGCCAGGACCACACUCUUAUCCUCACGAAGAACGGCGAGGUCCAUAGUUGGGGCCUCAAUCGCUUCUCUCAGCUCGGUUACAUCGUCGAGCCGGCGGCUAGCGGUCGCGCCGAAGAGCCUAUCCAGUCCACUCCAAGGAAGAUUUCGGGCGCAAUACGGAACCAUACGAUUGAAGGUGUCGCCGCAUGUAAGACUGCUUCAGCAUGCUGGACUGGCGACGAGGUCUUCACGUGGGGCACUAACAAUGGGCAGCUAGGGUACGACAGAGUAGCGCAGCCUGUCCAGAUUGCUCCUCGCGUUGUCACGAAGAUCAACAAGCCCGUGCUCUCCGUCUCUAUCACAGACUCGGCUCUUGCCUGCCUUUUGGAGACUCAAGAAGUUAUCUGUCUGUGGAAUGACGGUGACUUCAAAGUCAACUUCCCAGCAUAUUCGUUCCCUUCCGAGUUUGUUGCCUACCGUCCGCCACAGGCAGCGAAUAGAAAUAGCGCUAGCAUCGAGAAGAUUACCAGCUGCGAGGAUACCUUCGCUGCGCUUUCGUCGAGUGGGGAGCUGUUCACCUUCACUUACCCUUCCCCGUCGGACGGCGGUGCGAGCAGGAGCAAGUCGCGGUUCAACGUGCAGCCCCAACGCGUUUGGGCUCUGCGGAAGCAGUUCAGCGCAGUCCGGGACGUCGCACUUGGGGUUGAUGGCUCCAUCAUCAUCUGCACGGAAUCCGGCCACGUUUUUGUGCGUUCGCGCAAUCUCAAGGCUGGUCAGGGGUCCUCUGUCAAGACUUUCAGGUUUCAACGUGUACCCUAUGUCCAGCGCGUUACUCGGGUCUGCGCAAAUGCCACAGGGGCGUUCGCUGCCUUGCGCGAGGAUUUCCACCCUAUGGAGGUCAGAGUGGUCGGCAACCGGCUUCCGCAGGAUUUGGCUAGCGUUCAACCAUACCUGAAGCUUAUCAGCCCUGAUGAGCGUAGCUCGCCAUCGGGUACGUCGGGCACAGUGCUCAGUCCGUCGACUGAGAUCCCUCCCGGGUCGGACGAGGAAGAGGACGAGGAGGACUCAGCAGUACAAAGCGACGUCAAGCAAGUGAAGGCUCUGACUUCCGUCAUUCUCCGGCUCAAAGAGGCCCGUAAGGGCUCCGAUGCCAUUAGUGCCCUUGACUACAACGACUUACCUUACCACGCGGACCUCAUCGUCAACGUACAGUCGAACGGCAUCGAGCUUCCUACUCACCGUGUCAUCCUUGCUGCCCGUUCUUCUGUCCUUGGCGAAGUUCUUUCAGAGACGAAGACAAUCCGUGAUACCAAGUCAAGCGUUGCGAUCCAAGGGCAUGCUAGUAAGGGCGCUAGUCCGAAGCUAGCGAGGGUCACGUUCGCGGGCUGUCAUCCCCUGUCUGUCCUCAUCCUGAUUGUCUACCUGUACUCGGAUGAGCUGCUCGCUGUCUGGGAUCCUCGUAUCUCGCAUGCCAUCCAUCGGCAGCUCGAGCAGCUCAAGGUUAAGCCGCCGCAGCUCAAGGCCGAGCUCCAGGCUCUGUCGUCCCUCCUUGGGCUCAGCGCAUUAUCGGACGUCGUCAAUGCGCCGGUCAAACGGACCCCGAAGUCUAUCCUUUCUGAGGAUAUGCAGAAGCUCUUCUUCCGCACACAGACAGAGGGUGUUGGAGCUCGCGCGCGGCGACCUCUUGCCCCCGACGUCGUCCUGCACUUGGCAGAUCGGGAGGUGUUUUGUCAUUCGGUCGUUCUACGUGCCCGUUCGCCGUUCUUCGCGGCGUUCUUCGACGAUAAGGACUGGACUGCGAAACGCUGGACCCCUGAAGGCACCAUCGUCGUCAAUUUCAAGCACAUGAAAUGGCGCGCUGUCGAGCCGGCACUAAAGUAUCUCUGCGGUGGAGGAGACAAGGAAAUCUUUGACGUGGUCGAAGAUGCGCAUUCUGUGGAUGACCUGAUUGACUACGCGUUCGACGUCAUGGCUGUCGCGAAUGAGCUGCACCUCGAUCGCCUGAUGCUCAUCUGCUCUUGGGUCAUCAUGAAGCGUGUCUGGAUCAACAACGUCUGUGCUGUCCUCACAGAUGCGACUCACUACCAUGCCACUGCCCUUGUCCGGCUUCUCCAGGAGUAUAUCGCGAUCAAUAUGGAAGUCUUCCUCGAGAGCCGUAUGCUAGAGGACCUGACCCCCGACCUCAUCAAGCAACUCUCUGCCUUCGUCCGCACAGCACAAGCCGAGAAGUACCCGCUCUCGCGCUCGAGCAAGAUCGUCGACAAGGCCAUGGAAACAUGGGGCGAGUGGCUGGCGCUUCAGGACAUCCCGCAAACGAUCGUGCCUACGUUUCGCUCUGGAGCGUUCAGAGAUUCCGCGAAGCUGUCUCCUCCGGGGCCGAGCAAGAGGCCGACGAAGCGUUCGGAUACAUCCGCCCCCAACAGCCCAAUGUUGCGACCGACGUUCAGCAACAGGCCCGUCGCGACUGGCAUCCCCGAUGACGAGAUGUUCAUAAUGGAUGAGCCCGAGCCUCCUCCACCCGCCGCGGCACCAACCGGUGUCUCUGCGCCAGGUACGCCGUCCCGCGUGCCGAGCGGAAGCGAAUCCCCCGGUCGCCCAGUUGUUGGCUGGAAACCAAUCACGUCUGCUCCGAAGACCGACAUGAAAGCCAUCAUGGCAGAGGCCUCCACCAAGGCUCCCAUCUCUAGGUCGCAUGCAAUGACGCCUGCUCGUCCUAUGGAGCAUGGUCUGUCUUCCCGUCCUUAUACAGAGUCUCCAGGGAACAGUGGGCAGGUCCCUCGGGUCUCAUCUGGUUCAUGGAGAGUUCCUCAGCCAGCUACGACAACGCCAGUCAGUGGGUCUCCUGUGGCUCCUUCUGUGAUGGCUUCUCUUGGCAAGAAUGGACGACCACAGGUUCUUGGCGCGCCAUCCGUCUCCGGAGCCCCGAUUGUUGCGGCAGGAGCGUCGAUUACCCCGUGGUCCCAGCCAUCUACACCUCGGAGGCCUGUCGCACCGGGUUUGGGACCUGUGUUCUUGCCGACCAGACAGGCAUCUGCCGCGGCGACAUCCAUUCGUCGUGUCUCAAGUGGCAGCGUAUGGACGCCACCGCCUGUCCAACCCGUUCAGCCCGUGGUCCAGUCCUCCUCUCGUUCUGUCACGUCAUUCGCGGCUAUCCAGCUUUCUCAGGCCGAACAAGAUGCCCCAGCCUCCAAGGACAAGCGCUCCUUGGUAGAGAUUCAGGAGGAAGAGCGUGCACGCCAGGUUGAGGAGGACUUCCUUCGCUGGUGGGCUGCCGAGGAGGAACGAUUGAAGGAAGAACAGGCCGUUACGGCCGCACUCCUUGAGGAACCGCCAAAGAAGCCGAAGAAGUCGAGAGGAGGAGGCCAGAAAGGCAAGGGCCCUGCCAUCCAGUCUGUAUCUGGCACUGGUAGUGACAGCCAGGUGCAGCAGCCCCAGAAGGGCGGCAAGGGCGGCCACCCUGGAGGAGAUGGUGCGCAGAAGCGGCAACGCGAGAAGGCGACAGGACAUGGUGCGAGCCAUGGACCAAGCCAACCUCAGGCUGGCGCGAUUGCUCAGAGUCAACGUGGUCAGUCUCAUGGCCAGGGCCAAGGCGUGAAGUCGCGCAAACGACAUCCUGCUCGAUCGUCGGGUGUCGCCCGGGACGAUCAACGCCUACCGGACGCACAACAAGCUAUGACAUGA
Messenger RNA from Dichomitus squalens LYAD-421 SS1, 4449 nucleotides. RefSeq lists its product as uncharacterized. NCBI's taxonomy places the organism in Eukaryota, Fungi, Basidiomycota, Agaricomycetes, Polyporales, Polyporaceae. The transcript has 8 exons. The coding region runs from base 1 to 4449 and encodes 1482 amino acids. The record is from RefSeq and is a predicted model, not a curated record. Gene Ontology annotation, molecular function: protein binding.